This is a messenger RNA of Neogale vison (American mink), 1139 nucleotides long. RefSeq names its product lysophospholipase like 1 (gene LYPLAL1). Gene Ontology annotation, biological process: protein depalmitoylation. Gene Ontology annotation, cellular component: cytoplasm. Bases 249 to 1019 code for a protein of 256 amino acids. Lineage: Eukaryota; Metazoa; Chordata; Mammalia; Carnivora; Mustelidae. The transcript has 4 exons. The record is from RefSeq and is a predicted model, not a curated record. Gene Ontology annotation, molecular function: palmitoyl-(protein) hydrolase activity; carboxylic ester hydrolase activity.
AAAUAAAAGUAAAAGUUCAGUAACUGGUUAAACUAGCUACAGGUUGCAAUGCUUUAUAGCUCCAUGUGACUAGGAGUUCCAUUUUGGGCAGUGUAAUUUCAGACUUUUAAAAAAGGAGGUCCCAUACGUUUAUAAUGUGUGAGGGAGACUUUCCUAGAUCAAAUAGUGCUUGAACUUGUAAGAUUUCCUUUUUUUUUUUUUUUUUUUUUAAAUGAUGAGAUGAUUUAAAUUGUAGUUUUCAAGCAAGGAUGAUUCUCCCUCAGAACAUUUGCACAUUUGCAGUGUUUCGGAGACAUUUUGGUUGUCACGGCUGGCAGGAGAGGCAGCCUGAGAGGCUCCGGGCAUCUACCGGCCAGAAGCCUGGGAUGCCGCUAAAUGUCCUAUACCGCAUGGGACAGCCCCCACAACAGACAGUUCUCCAGCCCCAAAUCACAGUGGUGCCCAGGCUGAGAAACCCUGCUUUAAAUUACACAUCUAUUCCUGCACAUACCAGGCCAUAUACUCCUAUGAAAGGAGGAAUCUCCAAUGUAUGGUUUGACAGAUUUAAAAUAUCUAAUGACUGCCCAGAACACCUUGAGUCAAUCAAUGUAAUGUGUCAAGUGCUUACAGAUUUGAUUGAUGAUGAAGUAAAAAGUGGCAUCAAGAAGAGUAGAAUAUUAGUAGGAGGAUUUUCUAUGGGAGGGUGCAUGGCAAUGCACUUAGCAUAUAGAAAUCAUCAAGAUGUGGCAGGAGUAUUUGCUCUUUCUAGUUUUCUGAAUAAAACAUCUGCUGUUUACCAGGCUCUUCGGGACAGCGACGGUGUGCUCCCUGAAUUAUUUCAGUGCCACGGUGCCGCAGACGAGUUAGUUCUUCAUUCUUGGGGUGAGGAGACAAACUCGAUGCUAAGGUCCCUGGGAGUGAACGCGAAGUUUCACAGUUUCCCGGGUGUUUACCAUGAGCUAAGCAGAGCCGAGCUCGAAAAACUGAAGUCAUGGAUUCUUACAAAGCUUCCGGGAGAAGUGGAAACGCAAAGUGAAUGAGUCAGGGUAGAUUUGCCCAUCUACAUGUCAUGUCUCUCCAUGAAAAGUGGUUUUUACUGCCAAAUUACAGUUUGAUAAAUGAUAAUUAAAGUAUUAAUAAAUAUCACAUGUACUGAUUUA